AUGGAUAAGAAGCAAUAUCUCGCUGAGCACUGGAAGGAAGAUGCUUUCUAUGGCUACCAGUUCCUGAAUGGUGUCCAUCCCUCCAUGAUCAGAAACUGCCCCCAUCUGCCCUCAAACUUCCCCGUCACUGAAGAGAUGGUGCAGCCGUUCCUAGAGACUGGUACUUCCCUAAAGCAAGAGAUCCAGCUUGAGGCCACAUGUGCGCUACUAGCUGUUGAGUGUGUGCCAUUACUCCAUCAGUGUCUUCUUUAUUGUAUCUUUCUGUGUUUGUUUGUAAUCCAGAAAGGGAACAUAUUCCUGUGUGACUACAAGUCACUGGAGGGUCUUCCGACCCGCGUGGUGGAGGGGAAGUCACUGCCUCUCACUGCUGCUCUCUGCCUGCUGUACCUGGACACCGCAGGCACACUCAAACCCAUAGCUAUUCAGCUGGGACAGGAACCAUCAGAGAAAUGCCCAAUCUUCGUACCCAGCGAUCCAGAGCUCGACUGGCUCCUGGUGAAGAUAUUUGUGAAAAAUGCAGAUUCAGUAAUUCAUCAGAUUAUCUCUCAUCUAAUGAAGACCCACUUGUUGGCCGAGGUGUUUGCUGUCGCUACCAUGCGUCACUUUCCAGACGUACACCCCCUCCAAAAGUUAUUGACUCCCCACUUCCGCUACACUCUGCAAAUUAACGCAGCAGCUCGACGUGCGCUACUUGGGCCAACUGGACUUUUAGCAAGAAGUACCCCUGGCCUGGAGGGUAUAAUUGAGCUGUUGAGGAGACACCUGGCUGAAACCACCUACUCAUCUCUAUGUCUGCCAGACAACAUUGCUGAAAGAGGACUGCAGAACAUCCCUAACUUUUACUACAGAGAUGAUGGACUGAAGUUAUGGACGGCCAUCAACAGUUUUGUCCGGGCUAUGCUGGGACUCUACUACCCUACAGACGACGAGGUGUCUGGGGAUGCAGAGCUCCAGAGAUGGAUCCAAGAUAUCUUCACAAAGGGCUUCCUGGGCAACAGCAGCUCAGGGAUGCCAGAGUCCUUCAUCACCGUGGAAGCGGUUGUCAAGUUUGUCACCAUGGUGAUCUUCACAACAUCUGCUCAACACGCAGCUGUAAACAGUGGACAGUUUGACUACUACAGCUGGUUCCCAAACUCCCCUCUGCAGCUUCGAAAAGCACCGCCAACUACCAAGGGACUGGUUACCAUGGAUACCAUUCUGGAGACACUGCCAAAUAUUGGUGACACAGUCGCCUUCAUAAUCAGUUCAUUGGUUCUAUGCAAGAAAUACAUGGACUCUGUUGUUCUUGGUUCCUACCCUGAGGAACGCUUUUGUGAGCCGGCGGCCAAGCAGAUUAUAGAGAACUUCCAGAAGGAGCUCUCCAGCAUCGAGGAAAGGAUCAUAACGAGGAACGCAAGUCUGGAUGUCCCGUACUGCUACCUGCAACCCUCGGAGAUUGAGAAUAGUGUGUCUAUAUGACUAGAACCACAAAGAUGUUCGCUACCGGAGGAGGAGUACCAUUCCUGUUUGAUAAUGCUCAUCAAUGUGGGGAUAUCAUUUGGGAACUUUGCGUCCUUUGUAUAUCCUGCCCUCAUAUUGAAAUCUGCCUCUCGCAUUUUACCUUCUCAAUCAAAAAAACGAAUCUGCGUAUUCUAACCAACAAUUAUUGAUUCAUUGAUAAUACAUUCAACGACUAAAUGUAUAAAUGAUGGAAUGAUAAAGAGGAAAUUGCCAACCGUAGGAGUCAAGAAAACAGUUAUGUAUGA
Gadus morhua (Atlantic cod) is the source of this 1745-nucleotide messenger RNA. RefSeq names its product arachidonate 15-lipoxygenase B. Gene Ontology annotation, biological process: lipid oxidation. Lineage: Eukaryota; Metazoa; Chordata; Actinopteri; Gadiformes; Gadidae. Bases 1 to 1458 code for a protein of 485 amino acids. Gene Ontology annotation, molecular function: oxidoreductase activity, acting on single donors with incorporation of molecular oxygen, incorporation of two atoms of oxygen; metal ion binding. The transcript is spliced from 10 exons. The record is from RefSeq and is a predicted model, not a curated record.